This is a messenger RNA of Syngnathus acus (greater pipefish), 8568 nucleotides long. It is a transcript of the gene cita, whose product is annotated as citron rho-interacting serine/threonine kinase a. The transcript is spliced from 49 exons. The record is from RefSeq and is a predicted model, not a curated record. Gene Ontology annotation, cellular component: cytoskeleton; cytoplasm. The coding region runs from base 326 to 6736 and encodes 2136 amino acids. Gene Ontology annotation, biological process: peptidyl-threonine phosphorylation; actomyosin structure organization. Gene Ontology annotation, molecular function: ATP binding; protein serine/threonine kinase activity. NCBI's taxonomy places the organism in Eukaryota, Metazoa, Chordata, Actinopteri, Syngnathiformes, Syngnathidae.
AGCAAUGACGACCAAGAAGGAAACAACGGCUCGUUCUAUAUUUUAAAAUGUCUGUAGUUCGUUCGUAAAUCGGAUUCCUUCCACGGAGGUUCCGUGAGUAGCUCCACGCUUUGCGUUUUAUGUCUCUCAGUGCGAAUGAAGACGAAAGUCAAACUUAUUUUUAAGUUAGCUCAUGAGCGUUUUAGCUAACUUUCUAUGCCGUGUUUACAUCGGUACCCCUCGUUUGUCGCGCUUGGGUAGUUCAUCGGUUGAUCCACUUAAGCGUCACAUUUAAAGAUAGCUUUCGUCUGUAUGAUACAUUAGCUCAGGAUAUAUAUUAUUGAGGAUGUUGAAGUUCAAAUACGUGAGCCAGGGAGGCCUUAAAACGACGCCGACCUCUGCGGACCCCAUCACCAUCCGCAGUUCAAGACUCAACCAGCUGUUUCAGGGUCGCCUCAGCUUGAAUGGGCAGCAGGGAGGAUGCAUCUUGAGUCGGGAGGAGUUUGUGGACUCGCUGUUGUUACUGUACCAAGAGUGUCAAUCCCCUGAAUUGAUGAAGAUACAUCAUGUUGCCAACUUUGUAAACAAGUUUUCUGACGUGGUCUCGGAGCUCCAGUCCUUGCAGCCAAGCCUUCUCGACUUUGAGGUGCGCGCUGUGGUGGGACAAGGUCGCUUUGGCAAGGUUCAAGUUGUACGGGAGAAGGCAACGGGGGAUUUUUAUGCUUUGAAAGUCAUGGAAAAGACAGUUUUACGCUCUCAGGAAAAUAUGGUUUUUCAUGAAGAGGAGCGACGCAUUCUGUCUUUGAACUGCAGUCCCUGGAUCCCACAGCUCUUCUGUGCUUUCCAGGAUGAUGAGCAUGUCUAUUUGACGAUGGAGUACUUGCCGGGCGGCGACCUCCUGUCUCUGCUCAACCGAUACGAGGAGCAUUUUGACGAGUCCAUGGCUCAGUUCUAUUUGGCUGAGCUGGUGGAGGCCAUUCAUGCUGUCCACCAGCUGGGCUUUGUCCACAGAGAUGUCAAGCCCGAGAAUGUUGUCAUCGAUCGAACCGGUCACAUUAAACUGGCAGACUUUGGAUCGGCUGCCAGGCUCACGGCUAGCAAAACGGUGGCCACUCCCACAGUGCCUGUGGGAACCCAAGACUUCCUCUCCCCGGAGGUAUUGGAGGCCAUGAACGGGGGCCCUCACAGCACCUACGGCGUGGAGUGCGACUGGUGGUCCCUCGGGGUCAUAGCCUACGAUAUGAUCUACUCCAAGCUGCCUUUCUCUGACGGCACUUCAACGCGGACCAUCCACAACAUCCUCAACUUCCAACAUUUUCUGAAGAUUCCAGAAGAGCCACACGCCACUAAGCAGUUUGUCGACCUGGUGCUGAGUUUGCUGUGUGGAGCUCAAGAACGUCUGGGAUUCCAGGGACUCCGAUGCCACCCGUUUUUUUCCAGGGUGGACUGGAAUAACUUACGACAAGUUCUCCCACCUUUUGUUCCUGCGUUGCACGCUGAAGAUGACACCUCUAAUUUUGAGGAGCCGGAGCUGGCAGCCCCCCGGCCAGCCUCAGCAUCCAAGCGAGGAGCUCCCCCUGUGGGCUUCCAGGGCAAGGAUCUCCCCUUUCUAGGAUGGUUCUUCAGCAGAGCACUGACGACAUUGGCCAAAUCCGAGGUAGUCUCUGCUGGCCUCAACUCUCCUGCUAAGACCAACUCCAUGGAAAGGAAGCUCCACCUUAAAAGCAAGGAAUUACAAGAAACCCAAGACAAAUGUCACAAGAUGGAGCAGGAGAUCUCCAGGUUCCAACGCAAAAUGACUGAUCUGGAGUCAGUGCUCCACCAGAAAGAUGUGGAGCUGAAGGCCUCCGAGACUCAGAGGAGCAUCCUCGAGCAAGACCUCGCCACCUACAUUACGGAGUGCAGUAGCCUAAAGCGGAGCCUGGAGGAGGCACGCGUGGAAGUCUCUAGAGAAGAUGACAAAGCUAUGCAGCUGCUCCACGACAUCCGUGAACAGAGCAACAAGCUGCAGGAAAUUAAAGAGCAAGAGUACCAUGCCCAGUUGGAGGAGAUGCAAGUGACCAUCAGGCAGCUGGAGGAGGACCUGUCGGCCGCACGCCGCCGCAGCGACCUCUAUGAAUCGGAACUUAGAGACUCAAGACAAACCAGCGAGGAACUCAAACGAAAGGCUGUAGAGUACCAGCAGAGGAUUCAGAAGGCUAAAGAGCAGGGUAAAGCCGAGGUAGAGGAGCUUCUGUCCAAACUGGAAAAGACAAAUGCGGAGCAACAGGUGAAAAUCCAAGAGCUCCAAGACAAACUGUCAAAGGCAGUGAAAGCAAGCACCGAAGCCACUGAACUGCUGCAGAAUGUCAGACAGGCCAAAGAACGGCUGGAACGAGACCUGGAGCGCUUGCGAGGCAAAAGCGACUCCAGUGACACGCUCAAACGACGUCUGAGAGAGACAGAGCAGGAGGGUAGGAAGACCCUGGAGAACCAAGUGAAGAGGCUGGAGAUGGUUGAGCGCCGGGAGAAUAAGCUCAAAGAAGACAUUCAGACCAAAUCCCAGCAGAUCCAGCAGAUGGCCGAAAAGAUCCUGGAACUGGAGGACCACCUGAGGGAUGCCCAGUCUACAGCACAAAGGAUGGAAACUCAGCUUGUCCAAAAGGAGAGGCUGUAUGAAGACAAAAUUAAGGUUCUGGAAGCCCAAAUGAAGGUGGACCUAGCUGACAAAGAAAGCCUGGAGGCCAAAAGAGCGCAGCAAGAGGAGGAGUCGAGAGAGAACUGCAAACUUAUCAGCGAGCAGAAAGCGACUAUUAACGCCAUGGAUUCAAAGAUGAAGAACCUGGAGCAGCGCAUCGCUGAGCUGUCAGAGGCUAACAAGCUGGCUGCUAACAGUAGCAUCUACACCCAGCAGAACAUGAAAGCACAAGAGGAAAUGAUCUCGGAACUGCGACAGCAAAAAUUCUAUUUGGAGUCUCAGGCUGGCAAGCUGGAGGCUCAAAAUGCCAAACUGGAGGAACAUCUUGAGAAAAUCAGUCAGCAGGAGCAGACCAAGAGGACCCGUUUACUGGAGCUGGAGAGCAGGCUGCGGGAGAUGGGCUUAGAGCAUGAAGAGGAAAAACUGGAGAUCAAGAGACAGGUGUCGGAGUUGACCCUCUCCCUGCAGGAACGCGAGUCGCAAAUAAGCAGCCUGCAAGCAGCUCGUCUUGCUUUGGAGAGCCAGUUGCAACAAGCAAAGACUGAGUUGGAGGAAACCACUGCUGAGGCCGAGGAGGAGAUCACUGCCUUGAGGAAUCACAGAGAUGAAAUUCAACAGAAGUUUGAUGCCCUGAGAGACAGCUGUUCAGUGAUCACUGACCUGGAGGAGCAACUUACCCAGUUGAGUCAGGAGAAUGCCGAAUUAAACCGCCAGAACUUCUACCUGUCCAAGCAAUUGGAUGAAGCAUCGGAUGAGAGGGAGGACCAACUGCAGCUAAGCCAGGAGGUGGACCGGCUGAGGAGAGAAGUGGCAGACCGUGAGAUGCAUCUCAACAAUCAAAAACAAAACAUUGAGACACUGAAGACUACAUGUAGCAUGCUGGAGGAGCAAGUGGUGGAGCUGGAGUCUCUGAACGACGAGCUCCUGGAGAAGGAGAGGCAGUGGGAGGCCUGGAGAGGGGCCCUGGAGGAUGAAAAGAGCCAGGCCGAAAGACGCACCAGGGAACUGCAAAGAUUGCUGGAUAACGAAAAACAAAACAGGUUACGGGCAGACCAGCGCAGCACAGAGUCACGCCAAGCAGUGGAACUCGCAGUCAAAGAGCACAAGGCUGAGAUAUUGGCGCUGCAGCAAGCCUUGAAGGAGCAGAGACUCAAAGCCGAAAGUCUAUCUGAUACUCUCAAUGAUCUGGAGAAGAAGCACGCUAUGCUGGAGAUGAACGCUCGCAGCUUGCAGCAGAAAUUGGAGACGGAGAGGGAGUUGAAACAGAGGCUGAUGGAAGAGCAAGGGAAGCUGCAACAGCAGAUGGAUAUCCAAAAGAGCCACAUUUUCCGUUUGACCCAGGGCCUACAAGAUGCUUUGGACCAAACCGACAUGCUCAAGACCGAGAGGACCGAUUUGGAAUACCAGCUGGAGAAUAUACAGGCUGUAUAUUCCCAUGAGAAGGUGAAGAUGGAAGGGACCAUCUCACAACAGACCAAACUCAUUGACUUCCUCCAGGCCAAAAUGGACCAGCCCACCAAGAAAAAGAAGGGCAUUUUCGGGCGGCGGCGCGAAGAUGUCGGCACGACCACAAAUGGGGCAUUGACUCCUCAAUCUCAGCCGACAGUUCCCUUGCAGUACAGUGACAUGAAGCUUGCUUUAGAGAAGGAGCGCUCGAGGUGUGGAGAGCUGGAAGAGGCUCUUCAGAAGAUGCGAAUUGAACUACGAUCCCUAAGGGAAGAGGCCGCUCAUUUCAAAGCGCAGGAUCACAUGUCGACUUCCACACCAGCCCAGGCCCGCCAUCAAAUCCUCAUGUCGGCCAUUGUGAAGUCCCCAGAGCAUCAACCCAACCCUUGUGGGCUACUUAACCCCUCAACCCGUUCAAAGGAGUCUUCCACACCAGAAGAAAAGAGGAGGGUCACCUUUGAAAAGUUUGGUCGUCGCGUGAAGGAGCGAAUGCAUCAUAACAUUCCCCAUCGCUUCACUGUGGGUCUCAACAUGCGCGCUGCCAAAUGUGCAGUCUGCUUGGACACUGUGCAUUUUGGACGCCAGGCUGCCACUUGUCUAGAAUGCAACACCCUUUGUCAUCCCAAAUGCUCACCAUGCCUACCAGCCACUUGCGGCCUGCCAGCCGAGUAUGCCACCCACUUCUCGGAGGCUUUAUGCCGAGAGAAGGCAAGCUCCCCUGGACUCCAGGUCAAGGAAGCUAGUGGGCAUGUUCGCUUGGAGGGAUGGAUGAAGCAGCCAAGAAAUGGCAAACGUGGUCAGCAGGGCUGGGAGACAAAGUACGUGGUCCUUGAUGGAACCAAAAUAUCAGUUUACGACGCAGAGCCCAGAGAAGACUGUGUAAAUGCGGAGGAGGAAUUUGAGCUUUGUCUCCCUGAUGGAGAGGUAACUGUUCAUGGAGCUGUUGGGGCCUCUGAGCUCAUCAACACUGCAAAGUCAGACAUCCCUUACAUUCUGAAGCUGGAGUCACAUCCGCACACCACUUGUUGGCCAGGUCAGUCGCUUUACUUCAUGGCUCCCAGUUUCCCGGACAAACAACGUUGGGUGGCUGUACUGGAGUCUGUGGUGGCCGGUAGCCGCGGAGCUAAAGACAAAGGGGAUUCGGAAGCUGCAGGUGUUUCUAAAAGACAGAAGAACCUAUCACCCCUGGUUCAGAAACUUCUGGGCAACUCGUUGCUGAAGCUGGAGGGUGACGACCGCUUGGACAUCAACUGCACUCUGCCCCUCACUGACCAGAUCGUGCUGGUCGGCUCUGAGGAGGGCUUGUAUGCGCUGAACGUCAUAAAGAACUCCUUAACGCACAUCCCGGGCCUGACUGCCGUAUUCCAGAUUCAGAUCCUGAGGGAGCUCGACAAGCUAUUGAUGAUCACUGGAGAGGAUCGGGCCCUGUGUUUGGUGGAGAUCAAGAAGGUGAAGCAGUCUUUAUCACAGUCCCAUCUUCCAGCUCCACCUGACCUCAACCCCUUCAUCUUUGAGACAGUGAAGGGGUGCCACCUCUUCUCCUCUGGAAAGAUUGACAAUGGAAUUUGUAUCUGUGCCGCUAUGCCCAAUAAGAUUACAAUCCUGCGACUUAAUGAAAGCCUCAAUAAGUUCUGUAUCAGAAAGGAAAUCGAAACCUCCGAGCCCUGCAGCUGCAUCCACUUCACCGGCUACAGUAUUAUCAUCGGCACCAACAAAUUUUACGAAAUUGAAAUGAAGCAGUAUGUGCUAGAAGAGUUCCUGGAUAAAAACGACGUGACGCUAGCCUCCGCCGUGUUUGCCGCAUCCUCCCACAGCUUCCCCAUCUCUAUCAUUCAGGUCACCACGACUCCUCAGAAGGAGGAAUACCUGCUCUGUUUCCAUGAGUUUGGCGUGUUUGUGGACGCAUACGGACGCAGGAGUAGAACCGAUGAUAUCAAGUGGAGUCGCCUGCCACUAUCAUUUGCUUAUAGAGAGCCAUACCUGUUUGUGACCUACUUCAACUCUCUGGAUGUGGUUGAGAUUCAGGGACAUUCAUUUGGGUCCCACUCAUACGCUCACCUGGACAUCCCAAACCCACGCUACCUUGGCCCAGCCAUUUCUUCCGGUGCCAUUUACUUGGCCUCAUCAUAUCAGAACAAACUACGAGUCAUUUGUUGCAAGGGCAACUUGAUUCAGAACCAGGAUGGUGGAGGAGACUUGCAGCACUGCGGCUCAGGACGCAGCCCUAACAAACGCGGGCCUCCUUCCUACAACGAGCACAUCUCCAAAAGGCUGGCAACCAACCCCCUCACACACGGGGAGCCCGGCACACCCCACCGCUACAGAGAGGCCCGCACCGAGUUCCGGCGUGACAAGUCCCCCAGCCGUCCUUUGGAGAGAGAGAAGUCCCCCGGUAGGAUGCUGGAGAACCGGAUAGUGGCGUCUCCCGGCAGAGCUGUGACCGACCCUCGAUUAGAGCGCUCCCCAGCGAGGGCCAUGGCGGACCCCCGAAUGGAGCGCUCCCCGGGGCGUAUGAUGGAUGUCCGCAGGGAGAGGUCACCAGGUCGUUUUGAAGAGCGCCAGAGGCUUCAUACUGGUUCUGGACGCACGCCCAUAAACCCCGUCGCCAAGGUAUGGGACCAGUCGUCCGUUUAGGAGCCUCUUCUCCAACAGCGAAGUCUGUCUUGGGGAAAGGCUGAAGAGGAUAAAAUCAGAAAGCAUGUCACAAGGAAAUACUGCCACACGUUAGUUUUGAUUGGCAUCCAAGCAGGCAAGCCCGCCCAAGAAAGAACCAACAGAUUUCGGAAGUAAGGUAAUUUUUAGAUGGAUGUCCUAAAUGCCAUACGAACAACUUUUCAAGCAGGGUGUCUUUGCUGAGUUUUAGAGUAGCUCUGCUUUCAAUUGAAUGAAGUUGAAAAGAAAAAGAAAAGAAAUUUAAGGCAGUUCUGCUAGAAAAGCUCCGCUGUAGCAACGAAAACUCUCACGACCUUGGUAGCAUUUAAUUUCUAUGAGCAUCUGUGACUGUCAACACACAAUCAUUCAGAGCUAAUUACAAUCAUUCACUACUAAUCUUAUGUUUGACUUUGCCAAAUUGGUAUUUCAAAAAAACCUGAAUUAAAUCAAUAAAGCCGCAAAGCUGAUGUUGUUGAACCCCCCCCUCCCCUUCUCUCAAAAAAAAAAAAACGAAAAAAACUGCACUACCCGCAAUGCCGAGCAGCCGUGGAGCAGGACCUUUCUAAUCCUUCAGAAUGCUAUCUGACUGUAAAUAGAUAAGACAUAAUUUUAUAUACAUAUAUAAAUAUAUAUUGAGAAGGAAUUUCAAGGCUGGAUAAGCCGUGUCUAUUUUUGUUAAAGAAAAAAAGUGAUAACUUGCCCUCCUGAAUGUCUACUAAAUAUUCUUUUAAUACAGUAUGUCCAAAUGUCUCGCAAAGUAAGUGAUCGCCUCCUGGCUCUGACUAGUGUAGCGCCUCCAUUUGUCAAUGGCAAACCUCAAUUUAAAAAAAAAAAAAAAGGAGGGAGAUGAAAGCAGCAUUGUGUGAUUCUCCCCUAAGGCCUAUGAAACCCAAACUGGUAAACGUAGCAUCUGAAAAUAAUAUGAUUUUGUCAAUGGCAAUGUGAAAUCAACCAAUGUGUUUUCCUUCGCUUCUGCCUUGUUUGGGUUCUGUUUAAAUUCCAGCAUUCAUCAAAUGAAAAAAAAAAAAAACACCUUUGCGCAUUCUGUUUUAAAAGGCAAUCCUGAUAGUGUAUAAUUCCAGUGCAGCGCCCAAAUCAAAUAUUAUUGUGCUUAUUUUUGAUUUCCGUACGUGACCUGCUGUGACAUAAGUUACAUUGUGUUUACACAAAAUAGAUGCUGUAUUCUAUGUAUUUUGACAAGUGUCAAUUACUGAAGAUGAAGACUCUUCAACUUCAUGACGCCUUGAUAGUUUUUAAUGUAAAAGCUUCCUUGAAUGUAUUGACGUUGAUGCAAUUGGUCAAAAUGAUUUUUUAUUUUAUUUAAAGCAAUUAAUGAAUCCAAACACACACAUUCCUGCUGAUCUAAAUACAGUGAAGCUCCGCUCUAUGUGGGGGAUUGAGACCGAGCACUACCGGGAUUAGCAAAAUUCUGUUGUCAUAUUGAAUAAAAUACUUAUUUCCAACUGAAACUCCUUGACGCACGUCAACAGAUUUCUUUGUCAACGUGGCGCCAAAGCAAUAAUGUUAUUGCUUGCAUCAAUACUGAUUGCUUUUGCCUGAGUACCAAGAAAAAGAAUGUAGCAAAAUCCAAUUUCCAAAUUCCGACCACAUGGGGUUUCACUGUUUAAAAUAGGCUCUUUAGCCAUCUUCGUUUUAUUUUGAUACUUUUAAGUUGUAUAUUUCAUUUUUUUCCACUGAAUCAUAAUUGCUAUGAUGCUGGGUAUGAUAUUGAUGUCUGCUAACAACAAAUGUUUUAUUCUAGUUCCCUGUAGAGAUUUGGUCACCGAAUAUUAAAUAUAUUCCUUCACUUUUAA